Brachypodium distachyon (stiff brome) is the source of this 894-nucleotide messenger RNA. RefSeq names its product zinc finger protein 2. Lineage: Eukaryota; Viridiplantae; Streptophyta; Magnoliopsida; Poales; Poaceae. Bases 143 to 607 code for a protein of 154 amino acids. The record is from RefSeq and is a predicted model, not a curated record. Gene Ontology annotation, molecular function: DNA-binding transcription factor activity. The transcript has a single exon.
UAGAUUUUCUCAGCUGCUACCUUUUUUUUUUUAUCUUGUUAUCGCUCAGAGCAUAAUAUAAGCAUCGUACGAUCCAUUCCAGCUUCAAGGCUUGAACCAACAACCACUAAUUAGUUCUGUCUCUCGUACGUGUGUCAUGUAAAUGGAGGCGAACGGCCGGGAGCAGGGUGAGAUGCUCAACCUGGAGCUCGCGCUCCAGUUCCCCUCGGCGUCGUCGGAGCCGGAGGAGCCUCCAGGCUUCUUCCUCUGCGUCUACUGCGGCCGCAAGUUCUACAACUCGCAGGCGCUCGGCGGCCACCAGAACGCGCACAAGGAAGAGCGCGGCCUCGCCAGGCGCCGCCGGGAGGACAUCGCCGCCGCCACGCACGCCCACGCGGCGCCGUCAUCAUCGUCCUCCGCGCCGCCUUCGAAGGACGCCGCGAGGAUUAUUAUCAGAGGCCGCGCCGGCGGCGGUUUCUUUGAUCAAGGGGAUAAGAAGAAGGCCAGGAUGGACACGCAGGAAGCUGCAGGUGCUGCGGAUGAUGAAGAUGAUGUGCCGCACGCGGCCAGGAGCUUCCCGGAGUACGGCGGCGAUGGGUUGAAGCUGGACUUGUCUCUCAGGCUGUGAGCCUGUGGCUGUGAUCGACAACUAGCUAGAGCUAGAUCAGUCAGUUGGUCGAGGGCCCGUUGGUCGGUGCUCUGCUCGCUCGCCUAUCAUUAAUUUGGUCACCGGCUAGCUGCAUCUGCAUGCAUACAUCUGUAUAUCUGAUUAAUUAUUUGGUGCGGUUACAUGUGAACAAAACAAAUAAAAAUGCCGAAUGUAUAUAUCUGUAUGUAUUAGUAACAGAUUUACGUCUGUGUACGUACUGUCAAUUUAUUGAAAACGAACAUUCUUUUGCUUCGUUUCAAAACUAA